Messenger RNA from Pygocentrus nattereri (red-bellied piranha), 3412 nucleotides. RefSeq names its product protein delta homolog 1. Gene Ontology annotation, biological process: heterophilic cell-cell adhesion; establishment or maintenance of epithelial cell apical/basal polarity. Gene Ontology annotation, cellular component: protein-containing complex; plasma membrane. The transcript is spliced from 5 exons. Gene Ontology annotation, molecular function: calcium ion binding. Bases 360 to 1637 code for a protein of 425 amino acids. The record is from RefSeq and is a predicted model, not a curated record. Lineage: Eukaryota; Metazoa; Chordata; Actinopteri; Characiformes; Serrasalmidae.
UCCUCAUAACAUCACGCGUCUGUGUUGUGGCUGAAAGGCGUUAGUGCUGCUUAGAUGCAAAAAAAGGGGCUAAAUGAACAGCUCUUAGAAAAAUGAUGAAGGAAACACUGAAAAUACGGGCUGUUUGUUGCGGCUAGAAGAAAAUUUCAGAAGAGAGUGAAUUUUUUUCCUGAUCGUACUUUUCGAGCUGACGUUAUAGAUUCUACUUUUACCUUUCGGAGCGUCUGCCGUUACCACAAGGAACGACACCGAGCAUGUUACUGCUGCUAUCGCCAUCUUCACAGGGUCGUGUUUAUUGGUGAUGAACGUUAACUUGGCAAGACUGUUCUGUUUUUUAGAUUGGAUUCGGUGGACCAUGCAUGCAUUGGGGGUUGCUAGAGCCCUGCACUUCGCCACAACCUGCCGUCGAGUCGCUCCACUUUUCUGAGAAUAAAUGGGCUUCAGGAGGACGAGCACUUAACCUAAAUACAAGCAUGAGUGUACAUGGAUUUCUGCGGUUGACGAUUUCAUACUUACUUUUGCUCGGCUCUGCAACCCUUGGCCAAGGUUCAGCUUGCGGAGCUGGGUGCAAUCUUGAAAAUGGGUUUUGUGAUAAGAAUGGCGAGUGCAGGUGCAGACCUGGCUGGCAAGGUGUGACAUGCGAGCAAUGUGUUCCUUUCCCUGGCUGCGUUCAUGGAAAAUGUGAAAAAGCUUGGCAGUGUAUCUGUGAGCAGGGCUGGGUGGGCAGUCAGUGUGACCAAGACAUCCAUCUGUGUUCGGCAGAGCCUUGUUCUGGCAAUUCAACUUGCAUUGAGACAGGAGAAGGAGGAUAUAUCUGCAUCUGUCCUGCUGGUUACACAGGGAAAAACUGCCAGCUGAAGAAAGGACCAUGUCUAACAAAUGGCUCCCCAUGUCAGAAUGGAGGCACCUGUAUGGAUAAUAAUGGAUCUGACAGCCACUCGUCUUGCCUCUGCCCGUCUGGAUUCACUGGAGAUUUCUGUGAAAUUGAUGUUGAUAAGUGUGAGCCCAACCCAUGUCUAAAUGGGGGCACUUGCACAGAUCAUGGUCUGGCUUACACAUGCCUUUGCCCCCCUGCUUUCUCUGGUCCCAUCUGCAACACCAACCUGGCUUCAUGCUCUGAGGCCACCUGUGGAAAAGGAGGCACUUGUUUAAAUGGAACUGAUGGUGGAACCUACUGCAUUUGCCCACCAGGCCUAACAGGGCCUUCAUGUGACCUCCACACUCACAAAUUGAAACCAAAAGCCAGGCCUAAGCCCCCAGGCCUAGGCCAUCCUCCCCUGCACUACAGCCUCCCAGCCCAUGCCUUCCAUAAGCUUCUGAGGCCCCCUGAGCGUGAGCUACUUAAGAUCACCUUGAAAGAGACUAUGCACACCUCCAGCCCCCUGGUCACCCACAGCCAGGUCAUCUGCUUUACUGUACUGGGUCUGCUCACUUGCCUGGUGAUCCUAGGAACCACCGGCAUCAUCUUCUUCAAUCGCUGUGAGACGUGGCUGGUGAACGCAAAGUAUAGCCAGCUAGUGCGGCAGCAGAGGGACUUCCUUUUGAAGGCUACAAAUGGCGAGGAACACUCCGUAAACAUCAUCCUGCCAGAGAAAAUCAAACUGACCAAUUAUGGGAAGCAUUACACAUCUAUAUAAGGCAGGGCCAAAAAAUAGUUGUCCUUGGAAUUUUGUGUGCAAAGGAUUUUGUUAUAUGAGGGCUUAAAUAAAUUGUAGGUGAAAUGGGGAGAGAAUGGAAACAUUUGUCACGAACACUAGAGUUACAUGUCACCCCGUGGAAAAUAAAAGGAACAACAUGAAAAAAGAGAAAGUCCUUAAAACAGAUUAAGCAAAAGAUUUACAUUUUAAACAAAACAUUUAAAAUGCUUUAGUUUGAGUUUGUUACUAGAUUUGUUUAAAUAUAUAACAUAGGUAGAUCAAAUAAUAUGUGCUUCAAACUAUAAUGCAAAAACAAAAAAAAGUAAUCCAUAUUGGUACAAGUAGACUUUGACAAAAACAUCUCAGUGUAGCAGGAGCCACAAUAGUGGAUAGCUUUAUUAUUGUCAUAAAAAGUAUAGUGUAAUAAUGAAUAAGAGAACAUGAGAGCUAAAAGCUAAGCUUUUACGAGAUGUACUACCUACUUCUUUGGGGCUUUAAAUAGGAAAUUUUUAGAGUGCCAACCAGAGUAGCAGUCCUAGGAAGUCUCAGAAUGAAAGCCUUGUGAUAAUCAGUUCUGUCCAUUUAUAACAGCUCAUUUGGGUCCGCAAUUUACAGCAUCUCCUUGAUGUGAAUAUUAUCCACUAACAUCCAGGACAAGGCUGUGUUGUUAAAUGCUUCCUCCACACUAACCACGUAAGUGGGUGUAGGCAAGUGAGGGCUGUCUAGGGAAAGCCAGAAAGAGUGGCUUAAAUAAGUGGAACAGGAAUAGGCAAAGCCAAAAAAGGUGGUUUUGGUCAGGAUUUGAAUGUUGGCACUGGUUUCAUAAUAUACUUUGACAGGCUAUUAGCUUUGGAAUAUGUACGAAACCACAUCUCAGGAACAUAAUGGAAACAAAAGAGGAAAAGGUUGGUUUUAUAGGAGGUAAAUGUGUGCACAAAUCUUGACUGGUAAAUAAUUGUGUUUCAGAUCCUAUGUUUUACAGGUAGUAAUGGACAGAGGUCUUUUCCACAGUAUUUUAACAACUAGAAGCAUAUGUAACAAUGUGAUAAACAAGUGAUGCAGUCAUCUUUCAAAGGCAAAAGUGAUAUUUUACAGUAGUGUAAAUAGUCCAUUGGUCUAUUAAAAAGGGAAUUAAAAAUCAACAUUUUUGCAGUUGACUUGAUAGAUUGUUUUCACUCAGUCCCCUACUUCCAGUGUAUUUUACAAGCUGUUAAUUAAAACAUUUACAGUAAAUACAUCUGAACUACAUGACAAACAUGUACAAAAAAAUACAACCCACAAUAGCUAUUGAAAUGUUCAUCUAAAAUGGUCAAUUCUUAUACUGUGAAUUUAGAAAGUAAGUAUAAUGACCAACAGGCAAGGGCAUGCUUUAUUAUUUUACAUUAUUUUAUUUUAACAUUAUUUUAAACUAACAUCUGAAACACUUCCAAUUCUUUAAAACCAUUCUCUCUUCCUUGGUUUAACUGUAUAUUGAACAUUUUUCAGAUCUCACAUGAGCCACAUGAUGCUUGGGGUUUUUUUGAUUGUUUUUCCGUAUAUAAUUCUACAAAUCAAUAUAGAUGUGGUUUUGUGAAUUGUUAGGCUAAUCUUUUGAUUUAAAAAAAAGAAGUUAUGAAAAAAACAUUAUUUAAUGAUUAAUCUUUCCCCCACCCUGUAAAGUUGGAUCUGUGGGUAAGCAAUAUAACAUGGGAUUUUUGUUAAAGUGGAACUGGACUGAAUCAAUGUAUUCAUCUCAAGGUUACCUUUAACUGACCAAUAAAUCGAGCUUCAUAGUA